UUUGACAUGGAAUGUCAAUUUGUCACGCAACAGACAGAGCUCUAGUCUAGCUAUGGUCUAGCUCUUAUAUGAUACGUAGGCGAUUUAUAGUUAUAAAUUGCCUAUAAAUUACAAAAUUGUGUUAAUUUCGAUUAAUUCGAAAAUGACCAAUUUUUAUUAUAAACAGUAUUGUUUCUAAAUUUUAUUUUAAACUUAGUUGAUACAUAAUAAGUGAAAAUGGGUUCUAAAAUUAUGAUUGGGUUUUUGGGGUUGUCAACAGUAGUUGUGACUUUCCUGGCAACACGUCUCUACAGAGACCUUCUUAUAAGCUAUGAGCAGAGCUCCUCUGCUCAUGAAUAUUCUUGGUUCUUUCACCUGUUAUUAAAUAUGGCUGGGUACUCAACAAUCCUGCUGCCAGGUUUCGUUAUCUACAAGUAUAUACAGAAAACAAACUACUUCGACAAACUGAGCUCACCAGGCUGUCUGUCCCGCAGCCUGUUCGCAAUAUUUGGAGACCCCGGCGAGCGCCUGCCCACUACUGACGCACCAAAAAUAGAAGACAGUCCGCGCCGCGAGGCAGCCGAGCUGGCGCUGUGCUUCAGUGGACUCAUGACGGCUUAUCUCGUGUGGGGGCUGCUGCAGGAGAAGAUCAUGACACAGACCUAUACGAUGUCCGACGGCUCCACCGUGAAAUUCAACGACUCCCAGCUGCUAGUGUUCAUCAACCGGCUUCUCGCAUUCUGUAUCGCAGUGGGCCGUCUGCUCUGGACUAGGACUCCCUUGUUCCCGGUGCCCUUGUAUCAGUUCUCGUACUGCUCGCUCAGCAACAUAGUCAGCGCGUGGUGUCAGUAUGAAGCGCUCAAGUUUGUCAGCUUUCCUAUGCAGGUGCUAUCCAAAUCGUGUAAAGUGAUCCCGGUGAUGCUGAUGGGCAAGGCCGUGUCGGGCAACAAGUACGAGCUCUAUGAGUACGUGACGGCCGCCAUGAUCUCCGUGGGUAUGGUGCUGUUCAUGCUUUCAAGCAAGGAUGAAUAUGCAGCUGGCACAUUCUCCCUCGCAUCAGGCAUAACCCUCCUCGCGCUGUACAUGUGCUGCGACAGCUUCACGUCGUCGUGGCAGGCGCGGCUGUUCGCACGCACACGCGCCGCGCCACUGCACAUGGUGGGCGGUGUCAAUCUGUUCUCGGCGCUGCUCACCGCUGCCGCGCUACUGCAGCAGCCGCCCGCCACCGCCGCGAACCCGCGCUGGUCGUUACUACAGCACCCGCAGUUCGCGACCGACGUGGUCCUGCUGUCGGUGAGCUCGGCGCUGGGGCAGCUGCUCAUCUACCGCACCAUCGCGCGCUUCGGCGCCGUCGUCUUCACUAUCAUCAUGACACUGCGGCAGGCGGUGUCUAUCCUCCUAUCGUGCCUCGUGUACGGGCACCGGCUGUCGUUCGCGGGCGUGCUGGGCGUGUGCGUGGUGUUCGCGGCGAUAUUCCUGCGCGUGUACUGCCGCCAGCGCCUGCGCCGCCGCCGCGGCGCCAGCACCUAGCGCCGCGCCGCCGCCGACAGGACGACGCACGUGCGGCGAGAGAGUCCAGUGUAGGUAGAGAGUUACAGGCAGACACGCAGGGGGCGAUCUGUUCCUAGUUAGCGUAUUUUAAGUAAGUUUGUGCGUGGUGUUCAAGGCGAUGGAGGCAGGACGAGAAGCGUGCGGCGCGAAAGUCAAAUGUAGGAUGUAGGAUUGCAGCGAGCAACUGGUUCCUUAAUAAUUAGCAUUUGACAAGAUUUGGCGCCCAGGGCUUAUCGGUUGGCCGCCCCAUAGCCGCCUCGCACUGACCGCGAAGUUCAUCAGCGUCGCCCUUGCCCUUUUGGCCAUAGCGCAAAUAUGCCCCUGUUCCUAGUACAAGGUUAACCCUGUGAACGCCACGACUUUUAUAUAUAACGGGCCAUCGUAAACUCGUCUUUGGCGGUUGAAGGGUUAAUAUCUGUAGUUAGCGGGGGUGCUUGAGGAGUAAAACCAGUGUUUAACUGUACGCGCCUAUAUCUGGAUCCGGAUCUGGUGUGUUCCAUACUAGUUGGAUGUGGAUUGAAAAUCUGCCCUCUACUCCACUUAUCGACUUAUUCAAAUGUACAUAAAUGUAAAAAUAUUGGCAGCGUUCAUUUUAAGUUUGGUACUUCGGAGCGUAGUAAAGUAACUGAAAGAACGCAACGCAGUUUGUAGUGAAAACUAGAUUGCAAAAUACUGUUUUAUCUGAAAGUUGCUCUAAUUCUUAUUUAUAUUAGUGAUUUAAUGUAUGCUGACAUUGACUUAAAUUAGAAAUUUGUGGGCCUGAAUUACAAAUAAAGUUAGAAAUGGCUUCCAUUUUUGGAUGGAGAUUGCCUCCAAUUGUUGUUAUUGUUCUAGUGUGUUCGGUGUGUGGCUUUCGACGCAGUUUCAUCGCCGACAUAUCUAAAGACUGACAAGAUUCUAUUUUGCCGUGAGAUAAUAUCCCGAUAAACAGCUUACAUAUUAUAUGGUAAUAAUGUGCGUACGUCACAUUUAGUUAAAGUUACUCGUAUUACCGGUCAUGUCAACGACCAAUUUCAAACCAUUGUUUAUUGGAAGGAUACGCAAUCCAUCGUCCUUUCUUUUUAAGUAAAUAUUUAAUUGUAGGUACCUAAGUAUACUUAAUAUUUUUUCUUAUAUCUUUGGUUAACUUUUUUGGCAUUUUUGUGGUGACAUUGUUUAUCAUUGCGAAAUAUUUUCUUCUUGUUUAUACCGGUCAAUUCAAUGACUUUCAACGACUUGUCAAAGAGUACUCCUUUCCAGUAGAAUAAAUUAGUACCACUGAAAAUCCAGAACAUUGCGAAGGCCAAAUAGGAUCUUGUCGGGCUAUACGAGAGGAAGCGAAGUUUGAGGUGAAAGUUGUUAUGUAGUACACAGUGUACAGUAGUGUACACACCUGGUACACACGCACUAAGCGCAAUAAAGGGUACGUUUUUGUGACAUUUAUUUUCCCUGGAGAAUUAAGAUGUUCUGCAAAAAAUUUAAACUUUUUUAGUUCAAAUUUUCAUACUGUAACGAGUAAUUUCUGUUGAUUUAAUCAAUGUAUAUUAUGAAAUAUGAGCUUAGCCAUUAGGAGUUUAUACAUGGUUUUUACAUGUAGAGUGUUCGGAAGUCGCUUAUCUACUCGCAGAUAUACUAGACUUUACAUACACGGCGGACAGUGUAUCCGGCUUAAUCAAGAAAAAAGCCUUGCGGCGGCACUCCUGUGUGUUUCUGUACACUUAAGGAAUGGUAGACGGGGUUUUGGUGGACAUUUUUGACACAUUGACUAGUAUGUAUUUUUAUAUCAGGACAGAUAAUCACUAAUCAGUCCUGCAACCCCUGUAGAGAUGACUUUACAUUUUAACAUAUAUUUUUUUUUUUUUUUUACAUAUGUUUCAAUUCCAAAAGACCCGUUUGUAUCUACUUCUGUAUUGUUAUGUCAGUCCUCGAAUGAUUAGUAUUGGUCCAGUAAAAUCACAAAUGCAUAAUAAGAUUAAUAAGACAUCGGAUUUUAAGUCGCACAACUAGAUGACAUGUAGGUUCCUAUAUCGAUAAACUCAAUAAAAAUAUAAAAUUGACUCCCUGAAAUCCCAUGUCUGUUCUGUACUAUCGUAAUUGUAUACAUAUUUUGUUUUUAGUACAAUGCCCCUGUGCAAUUGUUGUACAUUGUUAUUAUAGCCAAAUUUAUUUACUUGUGAUUUGUGAUGUGUUUAUGUUGUAUUUUAUAUUUGAUCAGAAUUACUAUUUUAUUUAUAGAAUUACUAAAACUAAUUAUUAUUAUUACCUUUUCUACAAAUUUCACAAAUUGUAAGAAUAAGAAUAAGAAUUUGUCAUGUACUAAUUAAAAUAACGUUUAUGUGACGUUACCGUGCCGCAUUGUAUGAUUUGCCAUUAAAUCACAACCUUUUUGUGCGUGCGUGGUAGAGUUUUCAUAUCAGAUUAUUGUUACUUAGAGUAGCAAAAUACAUAUAUUUCGACAUUAGUUUUUAUGAAAUGACAAUACUUAAUUAUAAUUGUGUAAAUAUUUAUUGACUAUCAUAAAUAUGUAUAAUUAUACACCAUUUACAUGGAAACAUCAUGUUUGCUAGCGUGAUGAAUGAAAUGAAAUGUUUACAAGGAUGUAGAUGAGAGUUCGGCUAAGUCAGGUCGGCAGCUGUCUGCAGCGUCAAAGUGUCAAGAUUCCUAUGAAAACGUAACGCUUAUGCUUUGUCGCUAGCAAGUCGUUGUUGUCUUAAAUUUAACUGGUUCUAUACUCUGUAUCUUUAGGUAUUUAAAUAAAAGUAAACGAAUAAUUUGUACAUUUUCGGGUACUUAGUAAUAAUAUUUAUUGGUUAACCAACCAAAUACAAAACCGCCUGGCUCUGGUUCAGUCACCUGAACGACCUGAUUUUAACCUAUAUUUACUAUUAUUUGAUCAUGUAGUGUUUACAUCUACCCUCAACUGGCUUAAGGAGCCGUUUGAGGGUAGAUUAUGUAUAAUUUUAUUUAAAUACCUAAAGACACGAGAGUAUAAGUAUGAUGAGUUAUUGCACAAAGAAGUAAUGAAAAAAUAAAUUUUCACUAAAAUGUGUUUUAUAUGUUUUUGAAACUCGAGGAAAUUAAAGGUUUAUUGCUAUAUAUUAAUAUAUAGUGUUUUUAUAAGAUUCCGCUAAACCUGAGAUAAAAAAAUUGAUUGAAUGUAAAUCUAUUACCCAUUCAUUCAUUUGUACCAUUUAACAAGUACGUUUGUACCGUUUUAUACUCGCCAUCUGAUAUAAUAAGGUACUAUACACCAACACGCACCACACUUUUACAUAAUGCAUACUACGUCACGUAUUAUUAUUUUAUAGGCAUGCUACUAAAUAUUUAUGUAUAUAUAUGUUUUUUUUUGUUACAUCGUGAAUCGUUCGUGAUCUGGGUUCUAGCAGAAUUAUCAGUGCUUCACCCGAAAGAGUGGAGCGUAUUACUGAGCCAGAACCCUUUUGUUUUGCUGCAACGCACACAGCACACAUUACCUUUUAUUGAUGCUUUUUGCUCUUUAUUUAAUUUUUAUUUUGGUGUUGCUAUUGUUUGUAUCAUUUUUUUGUAUAGUUGUGUGUAUUGUGGCAAGCGAAUAAAUGGUUUAUCUAUCUAUCUAUCCAACAAGUGUAAAAUACAUUAAAUUUUCCU
Messenger RNA from Cydia pomonella (codling moth), 5136 nucleotides. RefSeq names its product adenosine 3'-phospho 5'-phosphosulfate transporter 1 (gene sll). NCBI's taxonomy places the organism in Eukaryota, Metazoa, Arthropoda, Insecta, Lepidoptera, Tortricidae. The record is from RefSeq and is a predicted model, not a curated record. Gene Ontology annotation, molecular function: 3'-phosphoadenosine 5'-phosphosulfate transmembrane transporter activity. Gene Ontology annotation, cellular component: endoplasmic reticulum membrane; Golgi membrane. Gene Ontology annotation, biological process: transmembrane transport. The coding region runs from base 217 to 1509 and encodes 430 amino acids. The transcript has 9 exons.